GACCCUCCGUUUUCUCCCUACGCUUCUCCUCCUCCACCUGCCUCUGCCUCUCCUCUCUCUCUCUCUCUCUUUAAAAUCGUCUCCUUUCUCUGUAGAUCGAAGCAAUUCACCUUCAUCUUUCGUCGAAGAUCACCUCCGAUUGCGACGAUCGCGGCCCUAUACGAUUCUUUGAUGUGCCUUCGAUUCGAUGCUCAUCUAACCCAGUUUGUAACAACUGGGAAAAGCCUUUUGAUAAAUGGAGCUAAAUUGCUAUGAUCGUAGUUGAUUGCAGCUUAUCGAGGCUGCAUCAAGCAUGUCAACCAUGUUUUGGGUGAUGUUAUAUCGCUUAUGUCAUGAGAGUAGGGAUUUCUUGUAUUUCAUAAGUUCUCUGCUAUCUGCUAUCAACAUCCAUUGCCCACAAGUUGGUAAAGGGUACUGCAAAGCUGAUAUACAGGAUCGUGUUUGUGAAUUCUUGUGGAGUUCAGUCAGACAGUAGUGAUUGUGUUCUGGUGAAAUUUCAGCUAUGGAAAGGUAUAGAGUUGUAAAGGAAGUUGGGGAUGGAACUUGUGGAUGUGUUUAUAAGGCACUCAAUCUAGAAACAAAUGAGAUAGUUGCUAUCAAGAAAAUGAAGAGAAAAUUUUACUUUUGGGAAGAAUGCAUAAAUCUGCGUGAAGUUAAGUCUCUUCGUAAAAUGAAUCACCCCAACAUUGUCAAGCUGAAGGAGAUAGUCAGGGAGAACCAUGAGCUUUUCUUUAUAUUUGAAUACAUGGAAUGUAAUCUUUAUCAAAUCAUGAGAGACCGUCAAAAUUCUUUUACUGAGGGGGAGAUACGAAGCUUUAUGUCUCAAAUAUUGCAAGGACUUGCAUAUAUGCAUAAAAAUGGAUAUUUUCAUCGGGAUCUGAAACCUGAGAAUCUGUUGGUCACAAAUGACAUUAUUAAAAUCGCUGACUUCGGACUGGCAAGAGAAGUAAUGUCAAAGCCUCCUUAUACUGAUUAUGUUUCUACAAGAUGGUAUCGAGCACCAGAGGUGUUGCUGCAUUCUUCAUCAUAUACCCCUGCAAUUGAUGUAUGGGCUGUUGGUGCAAUUAUGGCUGAGCUUUUCACACUGUCUCCGCUUUUCCCUGGUGAAAGUGAAACAGAUCAGAUAUACAAAAUAUGCACUGUUCUUGGGACUCCAGAUAGAAGUAUCUGGCCAGAAGUGAUGGACCUUUCUCGAUCAGUAAAUUUUCGAUUCUUUCAGAUUCCACCAGCCAAUCUCUCGGAUGUCAUUCCUAAUGCUAGCUUGGAAGCAGUUGAUUUGAUCCUGCAACUUUGCUCCUGGGACCCACAAAGGAGGCCAACUGCGGAGCAGUCCCUACAACAUCCCUUUUUCCAUGUGGGAACAUGGGUUCCAUAUCCUCUCCGGGAUCCCUUUUAUGCGAAGAUAAAUGAAACUGGACCAAAGCCAAAGCUUGAGUUGAAUCUAUGGGAUUUUGGCACUGAAUCGGAUGAUUGCUUUCUUGGUCUGACACUGGCUGUCAAACCUAGUAUUACCAAUAUAGAUGUUAACGAUGCCUCACAACAUUCAAGAGAGGAAUUCCUUUUUUGCUCAGGGUAUCAGGAAAAUCCUAGGCAUUCAGUCUUUUGGCCUCUGAUAUCUUCAAAUGGAAGCAUGAAUGAUGGACCAACUAUGCCUUCCUUGUCAUCAUCGUACUUGGUAAACAGCCAAUCCUCCAUACCAAAUGUUGGGAUUCCAGAAUCCUCUGCAUUCACCUUCUCUUCACUGCAGCCAAAUUUAUUAGACAACUGUUCGUUUGGACCCAUGAUGACCAUUUCUUCACCCAUUCAGCAGGGUCAUUUCUUUGAGUAAAUACAUUUUUAGGUCAUUAGUUUUUUUUCCCCCAUCUUUUCCUCUUUCUAUAUACAAAUGCAUGCAUGAUUGGCAUUUGAGAUGGUCAAAUAAGCGGCUGAUUUAUUGUGGAAAAUUGUAAAUUAUGGUUUUCAUUUUUGUAGAGAACACUGACAGAUGAUCAAAUAAGAGACUUUGUGUACAUAUUAUGUCAAUCAACAUUAUCAGGUUGUGACAUACAAUAUGAUCAAUGAUAAACAAAAUACACCUUUAAUUCGAA
This is a messenger RNA of Elaeis guineensis (African oil palm), 2087 nucleotides long. Its product is annotated as cyclin-dependent kinase F-3. The record is from RefSeq and is a predicted model, not a curated record. Gene Ontology annotation, molecular function: ATP binding; protein kinase activity. Gene Ontology annotation, biological process: protein phosphorylation. Lineage: Eukaryota; Viridiplantae; Streptophyta; Magnoliopsida; Arecales; Arecaceae.